GUUUUCUAAGGUUUUAUUUUUUUUAACAGAAAUAAUAGAUCGUAUCAAAAGUUUUUAAUCAAAAUCAAAUUCUAUUAAACAAUUUUGGUUGAUGAGUUAUGUUUAUAGUUUUCCUAAUAACCAACAAGCUCUGAAUUCCUUGCAUAAAUCCAACGUGGUCAUAGUAUGUCAUAAUCAUUUCUGACAUAAUGUUGCAGUCUCUGCUUUUUAAGAUUUUCAAAGUUUAAAAAAGUUUUAUUUAAAAUUUUUAAUCAACACUCAUUAGGGAUACUGUUCUAUAGUUUUCUUUCUGUUAUGACUUUAUGGCUGAGAUUUCAAGACUAUAUUUGAAUCAUAAAGAGAAUUUGGUUGUAUUUCAUAUUUCCUGUUGUUGGGUUUCUCUUUUCGUUUGUGUAGUAUUAGAAUUAAUAUUUCUUUCUAAGUUUAAUAGAAUUUAUGAAGCCGUUUUUAAAGGUAGUGCCACCAAUAAACACCUUCUCAAUGACUUAGAAGAGAACAUCUUUUAAGUCAGUUUUCUCGGUGAAAUCUUGCACUCAGCAUUAACCAGCAACACUUAAUUCUUGUCAAUGGAAAAUCGUAUUCUCACAAAGUAUUUCUAAUUUUUUCUAUUAGUAUUUCACCUCAAUUUUGGAACACUCAUUUCAAAUAAACAUAUCCUUGCUACGUGGAGGUCUCUAUUUCCGAAGGCUGGAAAUAUUUAUUAUUUCACAAAAUCUCUUGGUAAAGGGUGCAAGUAGCAAGAGCCAGGGUCUUCCUCCCGCUGGCUCGGCGGGGCCGCUCCUCUCCGCCCAGCUCCUAAGGCUGCCUGGCUCCUCCUCCCUCCUUCACUGCUGCCUGCUCCGUCUACCAAGAUGGAGCCGCCGUCCGCUCCUCUGCCCCUGCUUCUGCUCCUGUUCCCCUUGCUCCAAGUUCCCGGGCGGCCGUUCGUCGGCGCGACGGAGACGCAGCCGGCCGCUUCUCUCAGCCAGGACAAUAUCAAAAUUAAUGUAACUACCCUGGAAGAUGAUGGGGAACUCCAUGAGAAACAGGUUUUUCUUAAUAUUAUUUAUGAGAAUGGGCAAAUAUAUGUAACUGACUUCCCCCUAAAGAAUGGAGUAACCCGAAUAAGGGGUGAGGCCUUCAUAGUGGAAGGUGAAAAUUCAGAAAAUCUGAAGGUCGAGGGAUAUUUUGGAACUGUCAUUGUGCGGAUAUUAGUUCAUCAGUGGCCUCUGGCAUCUAGUUCCAAUGUGCAAAUGAUUGCCAUCCAAGAAGAAGUAGUAGAGAUUGAUGGGAAGCAAGCUCAACAAAAGGAUGUGAUUGAAAUUGGCAUUUUAGUUAAGAACCAGAGAAUCCAGAGACGUUCAAAUUAUACCAUUCCUUUGGAGGAAAGCAUACUGUAUUCUAUUCCUAGAGAUAAUGACGUCUUAUUUACACUUCCUAAUCUCUCAAGAAAAGAUAGUCCUAGUCUAUUGCAGACAACCAGUCAGUACCUUAUCAGGAACAUGGAAACGACCAUAAAUGAAGACCCAUUGCCUGGCAAGUUACCAGAGACUCCACUUAGAGCAGAGCCUCCAUCUUCAUGUAAGAUCAUUUGCCAAUUGAUGGAGGAUUUCAGAAAAUAUAUGUGUAAAUUCUGGACCAACAUUUUCCCAGUACUUUUUAUGUUUAUGAACAUCACAAUGCUUGGAAUUAUAGGAGCAGCUAUAGUAAUAGCCAUCUUAAAGGUGCUUUUUCCUAAUUCUGAAUCCAAGGGAAUUCUUCACUUGGAUAAAGUGGGCUACCAUAGGUACUAUCCUCUUAAUUUCUUAGAGACUACAGAGAAAUCAAAGGACAGUCUUGAAGAGAACAUAUGUAUUUAACACAUUCUUAUCCCAUUUUUUCACUGUGGAAUUUGUUACUUGGUUCAUAAUUUCCAGUCAUUUAAUGAAAAAGUGUAAUUCAAAUAAGAAAUGAAAAUAUUUUGAAAACUAAUGCCACAACUUAGCUUGGCCUUCUAAAAGACAUUGGAGAAUAAGGAUAUAAUAUAUGAAAUUGCCUCACUGGUAAUGUCAGAUAUGACUUCCUAAGGAAUGAGAAAAUGGUAAAAUUAGCCAAACUGAAAUAGGAUAUAUAAAGACUUGCAGUACAUUUUGUUUUGUAUACCAAAAAAAAGACUAAGCCAUGGGGCAGCUAGGUGGCACAGUGGAUAGAGCACCAUCUCUGAAGUCAGGAGGACCUGAGUUCAAAUAUGGUGUCAUACACUUAACACUUCCUAGCUGGGCAAAUCACUUAACCCCAAUUGCCUCAGCAAAAAAAAAAAAAAAAAGACUUAAGCCAGUAAUUCCAGGUGCCUUAAGAAAAUUAUAUCAACUUUUUUUUAUUGUAAUGAGGUCUUACUUUAAGCACUUUAUGAAAAGCUAAACUUAAGUCCCAGAAUUAAACACUUUUAACUAUUUAACUUGUAUUUUGUACAAUUAUGAUUUUGAUAAAGAAUCUUCAUUAUUACUUCAUUAUACCUGUACCAAAUUCACAGCAGGAUCCAAAUGGAAUUGUCAAGUGACAUUCUUGUUGCAAAAUAAAUCUCUUGGGGAGGGGAGUUGGAUAUAUACAACUUA
Antechinus flavipes (yellow-footed antechinus) is the source of this 2573-nucleotide messenger RNA. It is a transcript of the gene GINM1, whose product is annotated as glycosylated integral membrane protein 1. The record is from RefSeq and is a predicted model, not a curated record. The coding region runs from base 852 to 1838 and encodes 328 amino acids. Lineage: Eukaryota; Metazoa; Chordata; Mammalia; Dasyuromorphia; Dasyuridae. The transcript has 8 exons.